Molecule: messenger RNA, 2066 nt
Organism: Trichobilharzia szidati
Lineage: Eukaryota; Metazoa; Platyhelminthes; Trematoda; Strigeidida; Schistosomatidae
Source: the annotation of a GenBank genome assembly
AUGAAGAUAGACAACAAAAACAUUAUGGAGAUAAUAUCUCAAUUGCUACAGUUAGCAAUUCACUUCAUCUUCCAAAUGUCUCAGUGGGACAAAAUAAUCCUCAGGGUAAUCACCAUGGAAAUCGACCAGGUGGAUCAGGGAUAAAAGGAAACUAUAGUCCAACUAAACAUCAUAGCUUAAAAAUGGAAACACAAAUCAAUUCCCUUAAAAUCCGAAAUCGAGCUGCUGCAUGUGGAGGAGGCGGCGGAGGCGGAAGUGGUACCUUCAACGGUGUUUCUACAAAUGCGGGGCAAACUAACUGUACUAAUGAAACUACUAAUUUUUCAGCUCAACCACCGAUAUCAAACGACACCUUAUGUUUAAAUUCCUUAUCUAAUCAGAUGAUAACAUCAAGUUUGACUCCAGAAAUGGCACUGAAAUUGUACGUUCAUAAAUUAAGUGCAUAUGAACAUCAUGAAAUAUUCAACUAUCCCAAUAUAUAUUUUGUGGGCCAUAAUGCAAAGAAAAGAAAUGGGGUUUUAGGAACGGUAAAUAAUUGUGGAUAUGACGAUGACCAAGGGUCUUAUAUGCAUACUGCACAUGACCAUGUUGCCUAUCGUUAUGAAGUCUUGAAAGUACUGGGAAAAGGAAGUUUUGGACAAGUUGUAAAGGCUUAUGAUCAUAAAACUGGUGUUUACGUUGCUCUAAAAAUGGUAAGGAAUGAAAAACGGUUCACUAAUCAAGCAGCUGAAGAAAUUCGAAUUCUGGAACAAUUAAAACAACAAGAUAAAGACAAUACCCGCAAUGUAGUGCAUAUAUUUGAACAUUUUACUUUUCGUAAUCACGUUUGUAUGACUUUUGAAUUAUUAAGUAUGAAUCUAUACGAAUUGAUUAAACGAAGUAAAUUUCAAGGGUUUCCGCUACAGUUAGUUAGAAAAUUUGCUCACUCUAUUUUGGUCUGUUUGGAUAUGCUACAUAGAAAUAAGAUUAUACACUGUGAUCUAAAACCAGAAAACAUCCUUCUAAAACAGCAAGGCAGAAGUGGAAUUAAAGUGAUUGAUUUUGGUUCAAGCUGUUAUGAAAGUCAGCGUAUAUACACUUACAUACAGUCAAGGUUUUAUCGUGCGCCUGAAGUAAUCCUUGGAUUCAAAUAUGGUACACCAAUAGAUAUGUGGAGUUUCGGAUGUAUUUUGGCAGAACUCUUAACAGGUGCACCUAUAUUUCCAGGAGAAGAUGAAGGAGAUCAACUGGCCUGCAUAAUAGAACUGCUUGGAAUGCCACCGCAAAAGCUACUAGACCAGUGCAGAAGAGUCAGACACUUUUUUUCAACAACGCAUGGAUAUCCAAGAUACUGUAUGGCUACAGAUGCAGAUGGUCGUGUUGUUUUGCGUCCUAGUAAGAGCAAAAGAGGAAAGGUUAGAGGUACACCUGGAAGUCGCUCAUUGGUUACAGCUUUAAAUGGAUGCGAAGAUGCUGUCUUCCUUGAUUUUCUUAGGAGAUGUUUGCAAUGGUUACCAGAAGAGCGAAUGACUCCACGUGAGGCAUUCAGACAUGAAUGGCUUCGUAGGAAACUGCCGAAACCCCCUGAAGUUGGAAAAACAUCUUCCAGUAUUUCAGUAGCUCAUACUACCCAACUACCUCCAAGUGCUCACACUGCUGCCAACACAGCCACAACCAUGACUUUCAAUGCAUCUGUCAGUAUACCAACAUUUGGAAAUACUGUAAGUAAUAUCCCAACAACUGUAAGUGCUGUCAACACAGAUCCUUUGGUUUGUACAUCUUCAGCGGAGAAUAAAUCAUUUCAAACAUCAGUUCCCACUUCCCGUGAUCCUACAAAAAUUACUGCAACAGUUCCGAUUUCAGCUGUAAGUGCAUCUCUAGCCAUAAGUGAACCAAUAUCGAUAAUGUCAGUAAAAAAAUCAGUUAAUAAUACAUACAUUGCUUCAGUCACAGCUACUAUACCAGAAACUGAGUUAGCCAUGACAACGAUAUCUGAUUCCCUUCAAGAUGCAGGUGACAGAAGGAGACCAUUCGAUGAGAAAAUCAUAAGUAUUCAAAAUACAAAAGAAAAUGAAUGCAAAAGAUAG